Hypoxylon fragiforme is the source of this 905-nucleotide messenger RNA. Its product is annotated as trimeric LpxA-like protein. The record is from RefSeq and is a predicted model, not a curated record. Gene Ontology annotation, biological process: mitotic spindle organization. The transcript has 2 exons. Bases 180 to 767 code for a protein of 195 amino acids. Gene Ontology annotation, molecular function: dynein complex binding. Gene Ontology annotation, cellular component: dynactin complex. Lineage: Eukaryota; Fungi; Ascomycota; Sordariomycetes; Xylariales; Hypoxylaceae.
UUUCAAUAAUCAAGAACAAUAUCACCAGGAUCAAAGAAUCAAAUAAAUCAAAUGAAUCAACUUCAUUAAUCAAUUGAGCAAAGCCCACCUCUGCAUGUAACCAUGACCUCAAGCCUUCUGAAUCACUCGUUAUCCAUGCUUCUCCCCACUUGACUUUUCCAACUUAUACCGGAGCAAACAUGUCCUCUUCAAAACGUCAAUCGAUCCUCCCGCGCGUGCACUCCGGCCCCAAAGCUCCCGUCAACUUUUCCUCCUCCAUUACCAUAGCGGAUUCGGCCCUCUUGACGGGAAACCAUACUAUAAACAUCAGCUCUGAGUCGGUCGUGCAUCCACGAGCGAAGUUGGAUUCCUCUAAUGGACGAAUCACCAUCGGUCGAAGAUGUAUUGUCCAUGAGCGAACGAGCAUCGGAGCUGCGUCUGCCGACCCACGACCGAGCGAAUCUCGCGACGGCGUAGUCAUCAGCGACUAUGUUACCGUCGAAGUAGGCGCAAUACUUGAGUCGGGCGGCACAUUCAUCGGCGAGGGGUGUCUAAUCGGUGUAGGAUGUAAGAUUGGGAAGGGAGCAAAGUUGGGCAAGCAUUGCACUUUCACGCCGCAAACCGUCAUACAGCCGGGAGAAGUAGUCCCGGAUUUCACUGUUAUAUACUCCAACGGUAUCAGACGAUCUGAUAAACGCGGUGUGACGGAGUUGAAGAAUAAGGCGCAAGCUCGCCAGAUCGAGAUUCUACGAAGACUCAUACCUAGUCACCCUGGGAAGUUUCAAUAAUAGUAGAUACCCUUACGAAGUAUAUGCACAUCUUCAGUUACUAAGUUAUAAUGAUAUCCACGUGUGUUCCCAUUUAAACUUCAAAGAUGAGCUUAGCCCGUCGCUUCAAUUGAUCCAUACAUGCUAGCUUGUUGGUGC